GUCCCGAGGCAUCGGUCUUCCCGCAGCGGCAGAUCCAGGGCCUCGAGGAUAACAUGGCGGCCGUCAAAGAAGCCAAGGACGAGGCAACCCCAGCCAAGCAGCGCGCGGUGCAGGCGCGUCUAGGCCUAGCGGCCAUGGAGGAGAAGGUCAGCAACAUCGAGGAGAGCAUCAUCACGUCAGAAGACGUCCACAAUAUCGUCCUCGACUAUCUCGUCGCGCGGUUCACCUCGCAGCGCGAGCUUUUCUACUUCGCCGUCGUCGAGCGGCGCGAGUGGGGCUGCCUGCAGCAAGCCCGGGAGCUUUUCGACAUCAUCGAGGGCGCCCAGGGGAAACUCACCAGGGCGAAGGCCAUCAGCCAGACCGAGGACUUCGUCUCCUACGUCUUCCGCGUAAUCUACGUCUCGCACGUCUUCUAUGUCUUCUACGUCUUCUUUGUUUUCUACGUCUUCUACUUAUUCCUUUCUGCCCCAGCUCACUCCACGCCGCCGCCCGCCGCGGGCGGGGGCAGCGGGGCAGAAAGCGAUUGCAUUAGUUUUGUCACAUACGAGUACAACGUGCAUUCCCUCAUCACCUUCGAAGAGCGCGUCAUAAAGAAGGAACGCCCGGGGCUGGGCAAGGCCGCGCAGAAGCUUAUCAGAGAGUACUCGCGAAAUUCUAUGAAAACCUUUACGAGACAACGCCAUUGGCAGCGGCAGAGUGCCAAAUUUUACGCCGACGAGCUAGACGACGCCAUCUGGCAUGCCAAGAACGGCAAGUCCGGGGGCGAUUCCGGCAUAUGCGCUGAGAUGUUGCAGGUUGAGUACCGCGCGUUACGGCGCCUCGCGUUGGGGGCCUUCAAUGCAGUCUUGAACCCAUCCCAGGACAUCCCGGAAUAUUGGAAGCUGAAGGCGCGAUGUGAGAGUCUGAGCGAACGCCGUACGGGGCCGCACGGCGGCAUCGUCGUAGACUCCCCGGACCUGCCCCUCACGAACCUCCGCUUUGCGGACGACGUUCUCCUGCCGUGCACAGACAAGAGGGACGUGGCCAGAAUGAUCGUGGACCCAGAGACAGAGGCGAAAAAGUGCGGUUUAAAGGUGCACGCGGGGAAAACGAUGAUGCUCACAAGCGCUGUUCCGCGACCGUCCACCGCGAGACGCACGGGGCGCGACGUUCGGGUCUUCCAGCAGGGGGGGCCCGAGAAAUUCUCGGGCAGGAAGUCGAAUUUGGAUACUUACCACGAGACAGAGCUCACGCAUCGAAUUUCUGCUGGAUGGGCAGCAUUCUCCCGCUUGAAGGAUGUCCUGUGCCGGCAGCGUCUACCUCUCCGGCAUCGCAUGCGUUUGUUCCAUGCUUGCGUCGCCCCAAGCGUGAUGUAUGCCGCCGGAACUUGGACUCUGACCGUGGACCAAGAGCAGAAGCUUCGCACGACACAGCGCAGCAUGCUGCGCAAAAUGGUACGCGUUGGACGCCAGGCGGAUGAAUCGCGGGUCUCUCACAUCAAGCGGGCCGCUCACAUCAGCGAGGAGCUUGCCGCCAAGUUCGGAGUGGAGGAUUGGACCGCGCUCUUCAGGAAGGCGAGAAAGGCCUUGGCCGACAAGAUCUCCGUCUGCGCAGGGGGGCACGCGCAGGCGCCGGUGGCGUUCUUCGCUGGAGUGCCCUCUGGGCUGGGCGACGGCUGGCCACGUCGCGACGCGGAAGGUCCCCACCUUCUCCGUAUCAACGCGCAGCUGCUCGCCCCACUGGCGGGCCCCGAGCAAAUGGCGGACCAGGGCGCGCCCAGCUGGCUGAAGCGCCCAUCGGAGGGCCAGGACAGGGACGACUUCAGGGUCCUCAUCCUGAUGCUGGCGAAGCAGGCGUUGCCGGAGGCCCGUCAGGCUGCGGCGCUGGAGCGCGCCACUUACCAAUGCUACGGGGCGCCGGGAGAUGCAGUGGACUCCAUCGGAAGCGUUCUCAAGCAGGCGGGCGACGAUUGCAGCGCGGUCUCAGGCGAGCUGCGGGAACAGAAAAAGCGGGGAGCAGGCGAGGGCCCACCCUGCAUCGCUAUCUUCGUGGUGCCGAUCAGUCACAUCAUGGACGAGACGAAAAAGGGCGCGGCGGAGACGGACGACGAGGUCUUCGCGGCUCUGAAGACCUACUGGAUGACCUACGCGGACAACCGCAUGCCUGCGAAGAUGGGCGGACACGUUCUACGCUUCAGGUACAAGAACGCCCGCAAGGACACGCCGAAGGCCGAAGCGACUCUGCGCACCGCGCUGGCUCUCAACCGCCGCGUGGUCGGAGAGACAUGGAAGAUCGUGUUGCGAUGGCUGAUGGCGAAGCGGGAGGCCACCCGCAUCGCGGGCCCCGCGCCUCGCGUGACAUUG
Molecule: messenger RNA, 2342 nt
Organism: Prorocentrum cordatum
Lineage: Eukaryota; Dinophyceae; Prorocentrales; Prorocentraceae
Source: the annotation of a GenBank genome assembly